Andrographis paniculata is the source of this 2223-nucleotide messenger RNA. Its product is annotated as ABC transporter G family member STR2-like. Gene Ontology annotation, molecular function: ATP hydrolysis activity; ATP binding; ABC-type transporter activity. The record is from RefSeq and is a predicted model, not a curated record. The transcript has 3 exons. Lineage: Eukaryota; Viridiplantae; Streptophyta; Magnoliopsida; Lamiales; Acanthaceae. The coding region runs from base 1 to 2178 and encodes 725 amino acids. Gene Ontology annotation, cellular component: membrane.
AUGAAGACUAAUAAUUCCGGCGAGGGCCGCCGCCCCGACAUGGUGAUCGACAUCGGCCGGCCGGUGGAUCUCGCCGGAGGGCUCGAGUUUUCCGGUUUAACGUACACGGUGAUCAAGAACAUGAAGGACGCAGAUGGGCGUUGGACUAAGCAAGAGGCCGACUUGUUGCACGAGAUCACGGGGUACGCGCCGAAGGGUUGUGUCACGGCGGUAAUGGGCCCGAGCGGGGCCGGGAAGUCGACAUUUUUGGAUGCGUUGGCCGGGAGGAUUUCUUGGGAGAGCUUGGCCGGGAUGGUUUCCCUGGAUGGAGUCGAGGUUAGUCCGAGCUUGAUCAAGAGGACAUCGGCGUAUAUAAUGCAAGAUGACCGGCUUUUUCCGAUGCUCACAGUCUACGAGACGCUCAUGUUCGCCGCUGAUUUCCGGCUCCGGGGAGUGUCGCGGGCCGACAAAAGACAACGUGUCGAAAACCUCAUCGAGCAACUUGGUUUAAUGUCAGCCAGAAACACAUACAUCGGCGAUGAGGGGACGAGGGGAGUCUCUGGAGGCGAGCGGCGCCGUGUCUCAAUAGGCGUCGACAUAAUACACGGACCGCCCCUACUAUUCUUGGAUGAGCCAACCUCCGGACUCGACUCUACAAGCGCUCAUAGCGUCAUCGAAAAGGUCCACAACAUAGCCCGCGGGGGUAGCACCGUGGUCCUAACCAUCCACCAACCCUCGGCUCGGAUCCAACUCCUCCUCGACCACUUGAUCAUCUUGGCUCGCGGCCAACUCAUGUACCAAGGACCGCCAAAAGACAUGACGCCCCAUUUGGAGCGAAUGGACCGUAAGGUCCCAAAAGGCGAAAGCUCCAUCGAGUAUUUCAUUGACGUCGUGCAAGAAUACGAUCAAUCUGAAUUCGGGGUCGAGGCUUUGGCCAAGUAUACGCUCACGGGGGUCAAACCACCGCCACUUUUUACACACGACGAGAUGCCUUCGCCGGCCGGCCACUCUUUUCCGACCCGACCAAAUGGCCACCACCACCACCGCCACCGCCCUCCGGCGGCGGCCGGAGCCACGCCUAAACGCCUCCCUUUGCAAACACUUAAACAUGGAUUUGAUCAUAGUGUUAGGAGCCAAUAUUCUUGGAGUGUUAGCCAAUCCAUGACUUUUACACCGGUUAGGAAAUAUGGAGAUCAGAGGACCCUAGCUCAGAAAAGUCCCUCUCGCGGGUACUAUGCGUACUCAAGCGACGUCCUACAAGGGACCCCGACGCCUCGUAGUAGCGACUACACCGUAAACGAAGACGACUACAUAACACAUAGUAGCUUAUACCCGAGCGACCUCCCGCCCGACCGUCGCCACCACCUUGUCGGCCCCAAGUUUGCGAACUCGUUCUUCUACGAGACGUGGAUACUCAUGCGGCGCAACUUCAUCAUCAUCAUGAGGACGCCAGAGCUUUUCCUCUCCCGUCUCGUCGUCCUCACGUUCAUGGGGAUCAUGAUGGCAACGUUGUUUUGGCAUCCGAAGGGCGACUCACAAGGGAUAACGAAUCGGAUAAGUUUCUUCAUCUUCACCGUUUGCCUCUUCUUCUUCUCGUCCAACGAUGCCGUCCCGGCGUUUAUCCAAGAGCGGUUUAUAUUCAUCCGGGAGACGUCGCACAACGCAUACCGAUCGUCGUCGUACACCGUCGCCGGCCUCGUCACCUACCUCCCGUUCCUCGCCCUUCAGGCGGCCUUGUACGCCGUCAUCGUAUGGUUCCCAUUGAAGCUCGAGGGCCCGUUCGUCUACUUCCUCCUCGUCCUCUACAUGUCCCUACUCUCGACAAACUCGUUCGUCGUGUUCAUUAGCUCGAUCGUACCAAACUACAUUCUCGGAUACGCGGCCGUGAUUGCGUUCACCGCGCUCUUCUUCCUCUUCUGUGGAUACUUCUUGGACAGCAACGCAAUCCCCGGGUACUGGAAAUGGAUGUAUUACGUCUCCACGAUGACCUACCCGUACGAGGGGCUGCUGAUGAACGAAUACGAGACGAGCAAUCCGUUCGGCGGGAUCCAAGGAUACAACAUUCUGAAAUCGCUAGCCAUAGGGACGAAGGCGAACGAGAAAUGGGAGAAGAUCUACGCGAUGCUCGGGUGGGCGGUCUUGUACAGAGUUCUUUUCUACAUCGUGCUUCGAUUCUUCUCCAAGAAUCAACGGUCGUAGAUAUACCUGCAGCUCAAAAACAGAGUAACAUCGUACGAUCGUGUC